GACGUUUCUUUUGAGUAUUAUGGGCUGUUGGGAUACCAGAGGCAAAGGUGCCGAGAAGGGAGGUAGAUACAGGCCAGCUAGAAGGGCUGCGACGCUGAAGUAAACAUGGAGCUAUCCGCGGUCGGAGAGCGAGUCUUUGCUGCCGAAUCCAUAAUCAAAAGGCGCAUAAGACGAGGUCGGAUGGAAUAUCUCGUCAAAUGGAAAGGAUGGUCUCAAAAGUACAGCACUUGGGAACCAGAGGAAAAUAUCUUGGACCAACGCCUCUUUGCUGCUUUCGAGGAGAGGGAACGUGAGAGGGAGCUUUAUGGGCCGAAAAAGAGAGGCCCAAAGCCCGAAACUUUCCUAAUGAAGGCAAGGGCAAAGGCCAAAGGCAAAUCCUAUGAAUUCCGAAGGGAGAUGACGCGAGGAAUGCACGUCUCGUAUCCUGUUGCCGAACCUGUUAUAACCCCCAGAGCGCGCGAGGGCCUGCGCACCGUGGUGCCAACGAUAUUCCCACCUAGCACCGUUAACCGAGGAGAGAGCGUUCGACCACAGGAACUGGAGAGAAGACAAAGACCAACCGGUUCGCCGCCUAGGGUACCCGAUGGAUUUGUGAACGCGCCAAAGAAACGAGGGCCCAAGCCCAAGUUAAGGUUCAAUGUCAGCCCAGGCAGUUGCGCGUACACCGAGACCCCGAAGAGGAGGUCAGACGAGCAGGUCGCAUACAGCACUUCUAAAAUGGGAAGGUACGGACACCAUGAAGGUGAAAUGUCAGACUGCAGCGUCCCACAAAUGACAGAAAGGUUUAAGCCGAACUCGCCAAAAUCGAUGGGAGCAGCGACCAGCGGUUACCAUCUUUUUCCAACAAACAAACCAAGGCAUGACACGCAGGCCCACAGAACUGUGAAGCAAUGUUCGAGUGAAACGUUGCAACAGUCUAAAGGCCAUAAUUCAAGUAGACCUCGUUUAUAUGAGGAGGACGACCUAGAGACUGAGCAGUCUGCGUCCAACCGUUCAGUGCCAAUCAUCUUCGGGGAUCAGGCAAAUGAUGCCUGGCGCCCAUCCAUCUCAAACAUGGAGAAAGUUGUCGUCACCGAUGUAACCAGUAAUUUUUUAACAGUUACCAUUAAAGAAAGUACGACGGACAAAGGCUUUUUCAAAGAAAAGAGAUGAUCUGGUUUAGUAUUAAAUGUGUAAGGAGACCUAUCAACUAUGUAUAAACAUUGCACCUUUCCCACUUGAUUUCGAAGCUGAUUUAUCAAUAUUUUUUCUAUCAAUUUCGCACUUGUACAGCUUAUUUAGAUAGUUGUCACGCAUACUGUAAAUAUGUAUGUACCUCUUCAUGUACAUUGACUUUUUCUAUGGAAAAUGUUAUUUUUUUAGUGAGUUCAUCCGUUUGAGAUUAGAGUGUCCGUUUAUUUCCUCUUGUGUACACAGCUACUGACAACUCCGUUAAUUUUCUUUAAACUUGUAACAACGAGCGCUUUUAUUCAAAUUAUUAUACUAUGUAGGCUGACAAGUAAUAUUCUCAUAUUAUUAUAAUGUCUUCAGUUAUAUGGCCUUAUCUUUGUGUACCAGCGCUGUAAAGGUGUUACUGUAUUAAAGCACAACUUGUGGGUCCA
Messenger RNA from Engraulis encrasicolus (European anchovy), 1601 nucleotides. It is a transcript of the gene cbx8a, whose product is annotated as chromobox homolog 8a (Pc class homolog, Drosophila). Lineage: Eukaryota; Metazoa; Chordata; Actinopteri; Clupeiformes; Engraulidae. Gene Ontology annotation, cellular component: PRC1 complex; chromatin. Gene Ontology annotation, molecular function: chromatin binding. Gene Ontology annotation, biological process: negative regulation of transcription by RNA polymerase II. The transcript is spliced from 5 exons. Bases 106 to 1152 code for a protein of 348 amino acids. The record is from RefSeq and is a predicted model, not a curated record.